Molecule: messenger RNA, 1365 nt
Organism: Lathyrus oleraceus (garden pea)
Lineage: Eukaryota; Viridiplantae; Streptophyta; Magnoliopsida; Fabales; Fabaceae
Exons: 1
Coding region: 1-1365 (454 amino acids)
Source: RefSeq, a predicted model, not a curated record
AUGACUGGAAUAUUUGUGGACACAUUGAAGGACCCAUUUUUUGAUAGAUUAGUGAGCAGCGCAGCAUCCGAUUUUGCGCAUCUGGUCACAAUCGGAGAUCGCAUAGAAAAGGGUCUGAGGGAUGGAAAGAUUUCAGGAGCCGUGGCAACCCCUAGCGCACCGAAAAAGUAUUCUGGAGGCUUCCAGAAGAAAAGAGAGGGUGAAACGAACGCUGUAUCUAGAGGAUAUAAGGGGAAGCAACAGGCUUCAUAUGGCCAAGUCGCUGCCGUGGUACCCAUACCCUAUCAACAACCCAUACAACAACAACCAAUGUAUCAACCACAUCAUCAACAACCUCGUCAACAGCAGAACACCGCACCACCAAGACAAUUCAAGCCAAGGCCUCCAAGAAGGCAACUUGACCCUCUACCAGUACCUUAUAGCCAAAUAUUCCCAUAUUUGCAAAAGGAGGAUCUUCUGACAUUGAGGGAGCUGAAACCGGCUGUUUUUCCAUAUCCACCAGGAUAUGAUGCUAACGCCCAUUGUAAAUUUCACAUGGGAGCGCCCGGCCAUACUCUGGAAAAUUGUUUUGCAUUCCAAAAUAGGGUACAAGACCUGAUUGAAGCAAAAGUUGUUACCUUCACUCCGAGACGCCCGAACGUGAACACUAAUCCCAUGCCAACACAUGGAGAUGCUUCCGUCAGUGCCAUUGAGGAGAGUGAUCAGGGAGAACUGAUUCUUAAGGUUGAAGAGAUUCAAACCCCUAUCACCAGGAUAGGGGCACAGCUGCUAAAAAGUGGUCUAGUCCCAGAGGAGCUAGUCAAUGACGAGAAUGAUAAAGGGUUGAGGAAUUUUAUACAACAAAUGCUGGAUCGAGGCGAAUUACAGAUAAAUCGUCGUGUUAAGAACAAGGGAGAGGAAGAGAUAGCCGUCGUGGUGGACAUCCUUUAUGAUGAGGUUAACGUGGACAUCCUUUAUGAUGAGGUUAACGUGGACAUCCCUUUCGAUGAGGUUAAUGUGGCCAUCCCUUAUGAUGAGAUUAAUGUGGAAAUCCCCAUAAACCCAUUGGUGAUAGAGUUUCCAGCACCGUUCGCAUAUAAGGAUGAGAAGGCGGUACCAUGGAUAUAUCAGCCCAGAGCUUUUAAGCAAGGGCAGGAAGACCGACCCGUGGUAAUCAACGAACCAAACGUUACCUCAAUUGUGGGGCCAGCCGGAAUGACACGCAGUGGCCGAGUGUUCGCGCCAAGGGCUGUUGAUGCUUCUACAAAAGCCAAAGGGAAAGAAGUUGCUACUCCUGUCCAAAUCCCUGUCCCUAGUCGAGAAAUGCAAGAAAUGUAUCUGUCGCCUAAAGCUGCGGUCACUCGUGAGGAGCUGAGGAAUUUCUAA